AUGGCUACACGUGCCGCUCACAAGCGCUUGACAAAGGAGUACAAGAACAUUACAGAAAACCCCCCGCCGUAUAUCACCGCACAUCCUUCAGAGUCCAAUAUCUUGGAAUGGCACUACAUACUUGAAGGUCCCAAGGACACUCCCUAUGCCGGCGGCCAGUACUGGGGCACCCUGAUCUUCCCUCCCGACUACCCCUUUGCCCCACCAGCCAUCCGCAUGCACACCCCCAGUGGUCGCUUCCAGCCUUCCACUCGCCUCUGCCUCAGUAUAUCAGACUUUCACCCAAAGAGUUUCAACCCAGCAUGGGAAGUCAGCACCAUCCUCCUUGGCCUUCAGAGUUUCAUGACCAGUGAGGAAAUGACUACUGGUUCCCUCUCUGCAACUGAAGCCGAACGCAUUGUCUUCGCAACCCGCUCUCGCUGGUGGAACAGCACAGGAGGAGGCUCUUCCAACCGCACAAUCGCCGGCCUCGGACAACAAAGCAGUAACACCCGUGGCUUUGGCGCAAUCAGGGCAGGAGACGGCGGUGUGAAGUUCAAGGAAGAGUGGCCAGAACUAGACGAGGAGAACUGGCAGUGGAUGGAAGAAAACAAGAUCGAUCCGCAGACUGGCAAGGCUGUUGUGCCUCCUCCUGCCGCAAACACUUGCUCGCCCGAGACCAAUGCGCUGCGCAAACGCCCUGUGGGCAGUCAUCCUGGUCUGGGUGCUGUCGUCGAGGGCGGAAACGUCGCGCGCGAUGCUGGACAGAGUUGGCUGAGACGUAACAGGAUGUACGUCGUUCUGGGCCUCAUCUUUGGCUACGUCGUCUUAGCACGUGCCGUGGGCGAGCCUGCUGCUUGA
Aureobasidium subglaciale EXF-2481 is the source of this 840-nucleotide messenger RNA. RefSeq lists its product as uncharacterized. The transcript has a single exon. NCBI's taxonomy places the organism in Eukaryota, Fungi, Ascomycota, Dothideomycetes, Dothideales, Saccotheciaceae. The record is from RefSeq and is a predicted model, not a curated record. The coding region runs from base 1 to 840 and encodes 279 amino acids.